Molecule: messenger RNA, 4699 nt
Organism: Carcharodon carcharias (great white shark)
Lineage: Eukaryota; Metazoa; Chordata; Chondrichthyes; Lamniformes; Lamnidae
Product: zinc finger protein OZF-like
Exons: 2
Coding region: 486-1796 (436 amino acids)
Biological process (GO): regulation of immune system process; negative regulation of transcription by RNA polymerase II; regulation of cytokine production
Source: RefSeq, a predicted model, not a curated record
GGACCGGCCGCUCCCGUUCGGUCCUCCAGUCCCGCCCCCCUCGCUUCCUAUUGGUCUGGACUAACAACCUGCACCUUCCGGCUCCUCUCUGGCCUCAACCUGAACCAAAGGCCCAAUUGGGAAAUGGGGGUUAGAAAGGGAGGAGUUCCAGGCGAGAAAACCAUAACAAACGCCAUGUUGAGAUCUGACAGAGUCACUCGAUUCAUCAGGACCUAAAUAUCAUCGGCCUUUGAAUGUGGAAGGAGAAAUGUUUGUCUGUUCUGUCUGUGGGAAAAGAUUUCAAAUGUCAGUGUGACUGGAAGAGCACCGAGACAUUCACCAAGUGAGAAUGUUCCAGCGAACUGACUGAAAGAGCCUUAACCAGUUACAUAGGCUGACAAAAGCAUCACACCAUUCACAGCGGGGAGAAACAGUACAUGUGUACUGUGUGUGGAUGAGGCUUCAACUGAUCAUCCAAGCUGGAGAGAGACAAGGACACCGGCACCAUGGAGACUCCGUGUAAUUGUGGGGACUGUGGGAUGGGAUUCAUUUCCCCAUUUGAGCUGGAGACUGAUCAACGUAGUCAGACUGGGGAGAGACCAUUCACCUGCUCUAUGCGUGGAUAUGGAUUUACUCAGUUAUCCAGUGCGUUGACAGACCAGCAAGUUUACACUGGGGAGAGGCCAUUCAGGUGCUCUGUGUUUGGAAAGGAAUUCGCUAACUUACCUGACCAGCUGGUGCAGGAGCAAGUUCAUACUGAGGAGAAGCCAUUCACCUGUUCUGUGUGUGGGAAGGGAUUCACUCAGUCAUCCCAUCUUACUGAACAUCAAUUUGUACAUGGUGAUCAGAGACCUUUUAAAUGUUCUGACUGUGAGAAGAGCUUUAAAAGCAAGAAGUAUCUGCGAAUACACCAGCGACUCCACACUGGGGAGAAAAUGUUCACCUGCUCAGAGUGUGGGAAGGGAUUCAUUCAGUCAUCUGACCUUCUCACACACCAGCGAGUUCACACAGGGGAGAGGCCGUUUACCUGCUCUGACUGUGGGAAGGGAUUCACUCAGUCAUACCACUUACUGACACACCAGCGAGUUCACACUGGGGAGAGGCCAUUUAUCUGCACCGAAUGUGGGAAGGGAUUCACUCAGUCAUCCCACCUUCUAACACACAAGCAAGUUCACACUGGGGAGAGGCCAUUCACCUGCUCUGAGUGUGGGAAGGGAUUCACUCAGUCAUACCAGCUUCUGAUGCAUCAGCGAGUUCACACUGGGGAGAGGCCGUUCACCUGCCCAGUAUGCGCAAAGGGAUUCACUCAGUCAUCUGACCUAUUGGUACAUCAGCGAGUUCACACUGGGGAGAGGCCAUUCACCUGCUCCGUAUGUGGGAAGAGAUUCACUCAGUCAUCCCACCUUCUGAAGCACCAGCAGGUUCAUACAGGGGUGAGGCCAUUCACCUGCUCCGUGUGUGGGAAGGGAUUCACUCAGUCUUCACACCUGCUGAGACAUCAGCGAGUUCACACUGGAGAGAGGCCAUUCAUCUGCCUUGUGUGUGGGAAGGGAUUCACACAGUCAUCCAACCUGCUGAUACACCAGCGAGUUCACAAGCGACUGCAGGAGUUGGAUUCUGUUGUUGCUGCUGUUAAUCACAACCAAGUGAACUUGCAGGUUAAUCCUGAGGUGUGUAAGAAAUGUGUCCCAGCUGCUCUCUCCCAUGGUUCAGAACCCCUAGGCACAGAACAGAAGGCUCCUUUACAACUGUGUUUAGAGUCAGGAAGAACAACGGUGAAUGCUGGAAACAUGCUGUCAGAUCAAAGAUUGGUGUAAAACUGUGAUCUGUUCCUGACUGAAAGUGAAACAGCUGGAUUAAGUUGAAAGCAAAUUCCCUGUGGAUGCUGGAAAUCUGAAAUAAACACAGACAAUGCCAUUAUCAGCACAUUCUUUAGCCCUUGCCUUUACCAGUAACACUACAUUUGUCUUGUUUCCAUGACAUCUUUGUCAAUCUCUCCUUAGUCCCACCUGUCCCUGAUCUUUUAUGUUGCUUUAUCCCCUCAUAAACAUUAUAAAACCCAUCACAUUUCUACUUCUCAUUAGCUCUGAAGAAGAGUCGUCCAGUCUCGAAACAUUAACUCUGUCUCUGUCAUCACAGAUCCUGCCAGACCUGCUGAGUUUUUCCAGCAUUUUCUGUUUUUCUGGCAGGUUUAAGUUUCCAGUCUGAAAAUGACUGGUAAUUAUGGUACGGAGGUUUAAAAUAUUCGUGUGACAUUCCUGAGGCCACCAUUGUAAGGCAAUAACAAGUUGCAUUUAUGUAGUUCCUUUGACACAGUAAAACAUCCAAAGGUGCUCACAGAUGAUCAAAAGCUUGAUUGAAAGGGAGAUUUUAAGGAGGAGAGAGGUUGAGGGAGGGAACUCCAAAGCUUGGGGUCUCGGCAGCUGAGAACAGCAUAGUCAGAUGGGGAGUGAUGAAACUGGGGGAUAGAAAGGGUCUGCCCCUUCCUCCUCCUCCCUGCUGUAUAAUGUUGUACAGGAUGAAGCACAUCACUAUUAUUCUAGAGCCCCCGGCUGUCGAGUUCUGAAGGUCACCUCCAGACCUACCCAGACACCUAGAAACACACCUUCAACAUUGUGAUGCUUCGCUUAAUAUCAUGUCUGGUGGUCAUGUGGCUCUGGCUGUGGCAUUCCCGGGCCUCAUUAGUGCAGUUCCUCACAUGAAGGGGGAAGUCCCUGGUCUCCAAUGAUCCAGGAGAUUAUCUGAGACUUUUGUAAACUCCCUUCACAGGAUAUUAGGAGAGGAUUGGAAGACAGGGAACUCAAAUCAAACAUCACAUGGAGAUCUCACAGAAUCACUUGGUUCAUCAGGACCUGAAUAUCAUCGGCCUUUGAAUAUGGAAGGAGAAACAUUUGUCUGUUCUCUCUUUGCAAACAUAUUUCAAGCACCAUUGUCGCCUGAAAAGCACCAAGACGCACACACACCCGAGUGAGAGUGUCCCAGUGCACUGACUGUGGAAAGAGCUUUAACCAGUUACACAGCCUGAAAAAACAUCACACCAUUCACAUGAGGAGAAACCGUACACGUGUUCUGGUGUAGAUAAUACUUUAACUUAUUGUCCAACUUAAAGAGACACGAGGACACCCACAUCCUGGAGAAACUGGGGAAAUAUGGGCUUUGUGGGAAGGGAUUCAAUUACCCCUCUGAAUUGGAUAUUGAUCAACACAGUCACGUUGGAGAGAGGUGUUCACCUUCUCUGAGUGUGGGAAGGGAUUAAUUCAGUCAGCCCACCUUUUACACACUGAUUACAGACCUUUCAAAUGUUUUGAAUGCGAGCAGCAAUUUAAAAAUAAAAAGAAUCUGCUGAGAUACCAGCACACUCAUGCCGGGAGAGGCCAUUCAUCAGCUCUGGGAGCGGCAAGGGAUUCACUAAUUCGUCCAACCUCUUGAGACACCAGCUUAUUCACUUUGAUAUGAAACUUGUAAAUGUCUGACUGUCAAGAGAGAUUUAAGUAUAGCACUGAUCUCAUGAGACAUAAACAGCUACACUGGAGAGAAGUCACUCAUCUGCUCCGAAUUGGGAAGGAAUUCACUUGGUCACAACACCUGCAGGGACCCCAACACACUCACACUGGGGAGCAACUGUACACCUACUCCAUGUAUCUGAAGGGAUGAUUUAUACAGUCAGCCCCCUGCAGAGACACCAGCGAGUUCACAAGUGACUGCAGGGGUUGGAUUGUUUUAUUGCUGUUAAACACAUCUAGGACUGAAUAUGUGGGUUAAUCCUGAGGUGUGUAAGAAAUGUGUCCCAGCUGCUCUCUUCCCUGGUUCAGAGCUCCUAGACACGGAACAGAAGGCUCCUUUGCAACUGGGUUUAGAGUCAGGAAGAACAAUGGUGAAUGCUGGAAACGUGCUGUCAAAUCAGAAAUUGGUGUAAAACUGUGAUCUGUUUCUGACUGAGAGUGAAACGGCAGGUUUAAGUUUCCAGUCUGGAAACAAUUGUGAUAAUUAUGGUACGAGGAUUUAAAAUGUUUGUGUGACAUUCCUGAGUCUACCAAUGUAAGGCAAUAACAAGAGGUUGCAUUUCUAUAUGGAACCUUUAACCUCUCUCACCUUCCAUUGACUUCAAUGUAAUGGAAACUAACAGUUGGAACCUGUCAACAUUUGAAAGAUAUUUACAGAUGAUUGGAGGGUUUCUUACAGUUGGGAUCUUUCUCUGUUCUGUCCACUCGAGGUGUUAGAUAACAGACUUUCUCCUGUGAAUAUCGAGCUGGAAUAUUGGGCUGUGACAUAUUUCUUGUUGACUCUUAAAUGUUGAAUCUUGUGGUUUCAGAUACCAGAUAAUCAAGCUCACAACAUCAGAUUGUCUUUUCCUGACUUUAUUAACAGCUCUGCAAUCAUACGGACAGAGUAAUUCCUUACAUGGUUCCGGUCCUCAGUGAAGUACUUAUAAAUGUUAUCAUUUAUAUAUUUCAGAGCCUAUAAUGUAUGAAUGGUGGAUUGGUCUGUAAUUUUAAUUUAAGUUUAAUUCAAUAUUCCUUCCUCUAAUAUCUCGUCCACUGCUUCCCUGUUACCUGCUGCAUUUGUUUGAUGAUUUUUGUUAUUACAGAUUGUCACAUAUUCCCAUGUUUUUAACUGGAUUAUAUUGUCUCUGUAUUAAAUUUUAUGAAUUUUCUUGCUGUAAGUUACAAUUCGGCCUUUGGGCUGUGAAUGUAUUUCUUGAAUAAAACACCAUUACAUU